This is a messenger RNA of Rhinichthys klamathensis goyatoka, 2319 nucleotides long. It is a transcript of the gene wdfy1, whose product is annotated as WD repeat and FYVE domain containing 1. Lineage: Eukaryota; Metazoa; Chordata; Actinopteri; Cypriniformes; Leuciscidae. The transcript has 12 exons. The coding region runs from base 52 to 1284 and encodes 410 amino acids. Gene Ontology annotation, molecular function: metal ion binding; protein binding. The record is from RefSeq and is a predicted model, not a curated record.
GAAUCAUCACACACACACACAGAGAGAGAGGGAAUCGAGGGGAAAACAGCGAUGGCGGCGGAGAUCCACUCGAGGCCUCAGAGCUUCAGACCCGUCCUGUUAAACAAGAUCGAGGGCCACAGCGACACCGUGAACACGGCCGUGCUGAUCCCGAAGGAGGACGGGGUUAUUACGGUCAGCGAGGACAGGACGAUUCGAGUUUGGCUGAAGCGGGACAGUGGACAGUACUGGCCCAGCAUCUACCACACGGUGUCCUCUCCGUGUUCCUGUAUGUCAUAUCACCAUGAGAGCAAGCGGAUCUUCAUAGGACAGGACAAUGGGGCCGUUGUGGAGUUCCUCAUCUCAGAAGAUUUCAACAAAAUGAACCAUGUAAAAACAUACCCAGCCCAUCAGAACCGUGUGUCGGACCUCAUCUUCUCUCUGGAGAGUCAGUGGGUGAUCAGUACGGGUCAUGAUAAAAGCAUCAGCUGGAUGAGCACUCAGAGCGGCUCUAUGCUGGGACGCCACAGCUUCGGCUCAUGGGCUUCCUGUUUACAAUAUGAUAACGAUACCCAGCAUGCCUUUGUGGGAGAUCAUUCAGGGCAGAUCACGCUACUGAAACUGGAUGAGCAGUCGUGUUCUAUCAUUACCACACUAAAGGGACAUGAAGGUAGUGUUGCUGUGUUAUAUUGGGAUCCAGUUCAGAGGUGGCUGUUUUCCGGAGCAUCUGAUCACAGUGUGAUCAUGUGGGACAUUGGUGGCAGACAGGGACGCACAUUACUACUGCAGGGACACCAUGAGAAGGUCCAGGCGUUGAGGUAUCUGCACUUGACCCAUCAGUUGGUGUCCUGCUCUGCUGACGGAGGAAUGACAGUGUGGAACAUGGACACGACUCGAGAAGAGGCUCCACAGUGGCUGGAGAGUGAUUCCUGUCAGAAAUGCGAACAGCCGUUUUUUUGGAAUAUAAAGCAGAUGUGGGACACUAAGACCCUGGGGCUCCGACAGCAUCACUGCAGGAAGUGUGGCAAGGCCAUUUGUGGGAAGUGUAGUUCUAAACGCUCCACGUACCCCGUCAUGGGCUUUGAGUUCCAGGUGCGCAUGUGUGACGACUGCUACGACACGAUAAAAGAGGAAGAUCGGACUCCUCUGGCUACGUUUCAUGAAGGGAAACACAACAUCGCUCACAUGGACAUGGACCCGAGCCGAGGACUGAUGGUCACAUGUGGGACUGAUCGAGUUGUUAAGAUCUGGGACAUGACGCAGGUGGUGGGCAGCAGUGUAGCGGCGGGAUUCUCUGCCCGCUGAUUGGCUGUUUCUGAAGGCUCCGCCCACACUCCAACAACGGAUAUCUGUCGAGGAUCAUGGAAACACUCACCUACAUGUCUAACUCUCUCGUCCUUCAGCUGUGGAGUCUACGCAAAACGGACAGUUCAAUACGGUGUAUGUCAAUAUGUGUGUGUUAUUGGGAUGGUCCUUGAUUUUCUGAAUCAGAGGCAUUCAUGGCUCAUAUGAGGUAUGAUGGCCUGGAUUUGAGCGAACAUGAACUCAAGGUACUUCUAAAAGCACAAUAUUUGCUCUCUCUCUCUCUCUCUCUCUCUCUCUCUCUCUCUCUCUCUCUCUCUCUCUCUCUCUCUCUCUCUCUCUCUCUCUCUCUCUCUCUCUCCCUCUCUCUCUCUCUCUCUCUCUCUCUCUCUCGGACGGUGUGUCCCUCUAUGCAUAAGUACCAUUCUAACAAACAGGAAGCAUUUUUUUCAUCUAACAUCCUGUUUAUUUAUCCAUCUGUCUUGUUUAUCUGUCUUUCACUUUUUGAAUUUGAGUGCCACUACUGGCUAUAGUAACCAGCACUUGCAUACAUUCUCAUACAAACUUGCUAAAACAUACAAAAAAGUGUCACUGUAAACCCACUAAAGCUCAAACUCAGAGACAGACGGGUUCAGGUCAGGUAGGUGAGGAUAAUUAAAUGUAGCAUAUAAAAUCCAUGAAACAUUUUAUGACUAAACACAUUUAGUUAGUACACAAUGUUUGUAGAGUUCUUCUGUUAAACACUAUUUAUAGCACUAGUCAUUGUUUCUCUGUGGUUUAGGGACAAAUUAAAGUGAUGGUUAACUCAUAAAUGAAAAUCUGUCAACAUUUAUUCACUUUCUUCUGUGGAACAGAAAAUUAGACGUUUAGCAGAAUGUUGAUGCUGUUCUUUCCAUACAAUAGAAGUGAAUGAGAACUUGGGCUCCAAAAAUUGUAAAAUGAGUCCAUACGACGUGUGCACUAUAUAACAACUCUUCUGAAGCCGAAUGAUAGCUUCCACAACCAAAAAUGAACAAUAAAAUGAGUCUUUACGACCUA